GGGGCAAAGAGGAAGCUUUUUUGAAGCCGGAGAGAAGGUGGGCCUAGCCUGGCGCACCGGCGCCGGCUGAGCCCGGAAGGCAGUGGGCCGAGAGCGGCGGGAGGCCGCGCGGAGGGGAAGACGGUGGUCGGGCGGGAGUCCCGCGGCCGAGUGUGGCGCGGAGUGCGCCGUCGAUGGCCCCGAAAUCCGCGGACAAAGGGCCGCCAUGUCCCACCCCGGUAGUGUCAGAGGGGCAAAGUCCAGAAGAUGAGCCUUUCUAGAAAGGUCCCUCCUGGCGAGGGCUUCUGAAAAAUGAAGAGCAACUAAGCUCUCACUUUUGAACAGCCCUCUGUCAGCUGGGUUGGUGAGAGGUCUGAUGCCCCAUCGCUGCUGCCCCCGCCUUUUCUCAGUCAAGAUCGUUCCUAGGGAAAGUCACACCCCUGGCUUUCAAGUGUUCCUAAACCCGAGACCUGGUACUAGCACCAUCUCACUGCUGCCGCAUGGUUGGUAGUAUUAAUUACCUAAGGAUGGGUGCUGUAUCUGCCAUUUUGCCCGCCUGCCACUCACUUUGAAAACUGCCCUGGGAUGUUUAUUUGAAAAUGAAACCAAAAGCAUAUAUACAUAUGUAUAUUUAUGUGCGUAUGCUUAUGUGUUGCAGAUCACUGCCAUUUAGCAUAGUAAAGCUGCAUUUGCCCCAAAAGAUGAAUUAAUUCGGUAACGCACCUGAUGAGUAAGGGACCAAACAUUUAAUUUAGGUAAUGCACCUGAUGACCAAACAUUUAAUUGUAGUCUCAAAAGUUUUGCUUGGGUCAAAACUUGUUUUGGUAAGAAUGUGAAAGGUGCUUCUAAAUAAAAACAUUUUGCUGUGGCAUAUUGUGUUUUUAUUAAAAGUUGGCCCUUGAGAUAUUGCUACAACUAAACCAUGCCACUUAGUCCCAUGAAACAUUUAAGGUGUUAGGGUAUGAUUCAUUGUCAAAGUGGUCUGCUCAUUAUCAGUAUCCAUGGGAAGCAUUCUUAGGUACUUGUGUCUAGAACAGCUGUGAUUUCCCCAAAGCAACUGAUUUAAAAAAAAAAAAAAAACUCAAAGUCUGAAUCAUGUUAGCUCCUCUUUCCUAUCUGGUGGCUCCUUGGUAGCUCAGGACCCAAUUAAAUAUCCAUAUUUAGGAAAGCAAAAGACUAGUUGGCAGCACUGUGAUUGUCUUUCCCUUACUAAAAAAAUUCAGUUUUUAAAACAUAUUUGCAAGGUUCCAUGUUUAAGAGUGAACACACAGUUUGGGCUGACAAACUCAACCCAUGAGAAUUAUAGGUCUAGAUGUGUCCAACUUGUGGCCUGUCUUAGGAUAGCUAUGAGUGUAACCCAACAUGUUUGUAUAUAACAACCCAAUGUCAAAAGCUGGGACAACCUCUAGUAGCUUAUAUAACACUCAAGGUACCACUUGACAGUCAUCAAGGGAAUGGAUAUGGUGGCCCAAACACUCAGGAGGCAAUGUUGAAAUUACAGACAUCCUGCCAAAAUGAUUUCUUCAAAGCCCAGACUUGUUGUACCCUAUGGCCUCAAGACUCUGCUUGAGGGAGUCAGCAGGGCCGUUCUCAAAACCAACCCAACAAACAUCACCCAGUUUGCAGCAGUUUAUUUUAAAGAACUCAUUGUGUUUAGAGAAGGGAAUUCAUCUUUGGAUAUAAAAGAUCUGAUUAAACAGUUUCAUCAGAUGAAAGUAGAGAAAUGGGCAGAAGGAGUGACACUGGAGAAGAAAGAAUGUGUUAAAGAACCGGGAAGAACACCUCCAGUUUCCUGCGAACCUACACGAAUGGAAAAAUCCACAGACACAGAGGAGGACAAUGUAGCUGGACCACUGUUUAGUAACAAAACCACCCAGUUUCCAUCAGUUCAUGCUGAACUCCAGCCUGAGGAGACAAGUGAAGGAGUUUGUGGUCCUUCUUCCAAACCAGCCACACCAAAGACCACCACCCCACCGUCCUCACCACCUCCAGCACCUGUCUCUGCAGAGUAUGCCUAUGUGCCGGCCGACCCAGCUCAGUUUGCUGCACAGAUGUUAGCACUAGCAACAAGCGAAGCAGGACAACCACCACCAUAUUCUAAUAUGUGGACACUUUAUUGUCUAACUGAUAUGAAUCAACAAAGUCGCCCAUCACCGCCACCUGCACUUGGGCCUUUUCCCCAAGCAACCCUCUAUUUACCCAAUCCUAAGGAUCCACAGUUUCUGCAGAAUCCACCGAAAGUCACUUCUCCAACCUAUGUGAUGAUGGAUGACAGCAAGAAGACCAGUGCCCCACCUUUUAUUUUAGUAGGCUCCAAUGUCCAGGAAGCACAGGAUUGGAAGCCUCUUCCUGGACACACUGUGGUGUCACAGUCAGAUGCCUUGAAGAGAUACGCUGCAGUGCAAGUGCCCAUUGCUGUUCCUGCAGAUCAGACAUUCCAGAGACCUGCCCCCAACCCCCAGAAUGCUAGUCCUCCUACAAGUGGACAAGAUGGCCCCAGACCGCAAAGCCCAGUCUUUCUUUCUGUUGCUUUCCCAGUAGAAGAUGUAGCUAAAAAGAGUUCAGGAUCUGGUGACAAACGUACUCCCUUUGGAAGUUACGGUAUUGCUGGCGAAAUUACUGUGACUACUGCCCAUGUCCGCAGAGCAGAAUCUUAAAAGAGUAGGUAACCCUUCCUACCUUGACAUGUGGGCCUUAGCACAGCAGAGCCUUCAGCACUUAAGGGCUGGGUAUUCAAACACUUGAGAAUAAUGGUGUGUACUUAAGCUUAUGUGCUCGGCUUUCAACUACAGAGCUGCUAAUGAAUGCCCAGCCACCUUUCAGUAUAUGGUAGAUUCUUUAAAGUGAGGAUAAUCAAUGUUUAAGAAACAGGUCCAUAUAAGAGAUUAUUCUGAAGUAACAGCUCUGACAAUUUUAUCUAAUUUUUUAUUCAAUUGUGGUUAACUGGAAUUUUUAGACUUUUUUUUAUUCAGUUGGGCAUAAUGUCGAGCCUCUUCCUUUGGUAUCGACAGUGGGCGAGUAAAACAUGGACUCGAGUGGAGGAGACUAUAUGUAUGUAUAGUGCCGCCAGGCAUGCGGCUAAGGGAAGCUAUGGAUUCCUAACAGUUAAGCCACUGUGAUUUGGGGGGGUUGGAGAGGUGGUAUUUCAAUUGUGUAGCCAUGAACGUAAUCAUGACAACCUGAUGGUGGUCUCAGCAGGAACUGCUAGGAUAUUUUUGAUUUAUUUCAUGAUAUAUCUAAACAGUUCAAUGUCUCUUCAACAGAUGCUGAAAUGAUGCUGUUUGAGUCAGCAUUCAAGGUGGAGUCUGUCACCAUGUGAACUGUAUCAAUAAACUUCCUGCAAGCAUA
Messenger RNA from Arvicola amphibius (Eurasian water vole), 3327 nucleotides. RefSeq names its product calcium binding tyrosine phosphorylation regulated (gene Cabyr). The coding region runs from base 1494 to 2636 and encodes 380 amino acids. The record is from RefSeq and is a predicted model, not a curated record. NCBI's taxonomy places the organism in Eukaryota, Metazoa, Chordata, Mammalia, Rodentia, Cricetidae. Gene Ontology annotation, biological process: sperm capacitation. The transcript is spliced from 5 exons. Gene Ontology annotation, cellular component: cytoplasm; sperm fibrous sheath. Gene Ontology annotation, molecular function: calcium ion binding.